GGAAGAAUGUCCCUUACAUUGGUGGUCAGUGGGAAGAAUGUUCCUUACAUUGGUGAUCAGUGGGAAGAAUGCCCCUUACAUUGGUGAUCAGUGGGAAGAAUGCUCCUUACAUUGGUGAUCAGUGGGAAGAAUGUCCCUUACAUUGGUGAUCAGUGGGAAGAAUGUUCCUUACAUUGGUGAUCAGUGGGAAGAAUGUCCCUUACAUUGGUGAUCAGUGGGAAGAAUGUUCCUUACAUUGGUGGUCAGUGGGAAGAAUGUUCCUUACAUUGGUGAUCAGUGGGAAGAAUGCUCCUUACAUUGGUGGUCAGUGGGAGGAAUGCCCCUUACAUUGGUGAUCAGUGGGAAGAAUGCCCCUUACAUUGGUGAUCAGUGGGAAGAACGUUUCUUACAUUGGUGGUCAGUGGGAAGAAUGCUCCUUACAUUGGUGAUCAGU
Messenger RNA from Staurois parvus, 433 nucleotides. The record is from the annotation of a GenBank genome assembly. NCBI's taxonomy places the organism in Eukaryota, Metazoa, Chordata, Amphibia, Anura, Ranidae.